Messenger RNA from Platichthys flesus (European flounder), 2039 nucleotides. Its product is annotated as cytochrome b5 domain-containing protein 1-like. Bases 30 to 677 code for a protein of 215 amino acids. NCBI's taxonomy places the organism in Eukaryota, Metazoa, Chordata, Actinopteri, Pleuronectiformes, Pleuronectidae. The record is from RefSeq and is a predicted model, not a curated record. The transcript is spliced from 7 exons.
AACACCGGAGCAGAAGGGUUCUUGUAAACAUGAGCAGACAGAAGUUCUUCACUGCUGCUGAAGUCUCGGCUCACAACACAGCGGAUGACCUGUGGGUGUCGUUCCUGGGUAAAGUCUGCAACCUGACCCCCCUGAUGAACCAGAACAAAGGCGACCUUCUGCUGUUACCCAUCAUGGAGUUUGCAGGAAGUGACAUCAGCUGCUGGUUCGACCCUGAAACCAAAGACAUCCUGAAACAUGUGGAUCCACUGACCAACUGUGUGAGGUACUACACCCCCAGGGGGCGCUUCGUGCACGUCUCCCCUACCGGUCCCCGCUCCAAUUGGGCCAACGACUUUGCAGAGCCCUGGUGGAAGGACCGGCGCUACGAGGUGGGAGUGCUGACAUCUAAAGCCAGGUGGAUAAGAGUCAUCAACGUGCAGACGUCCCAGGAGCAGCAGCUGCAGGUGUGUUCAGAGGAGACUCUGGACGAGAUCCUCCAGCGUUACCUCCGCUACAACUCUCACGCCCGUAGCUACAGCUGGAAACAUGAAGGAGUAAGUCUGGACAUGAGCAGGACGCUCAGUGAAAACAACGUCCCUGAUGAAGAUCACAAGCUGGAGGAGCUGCGACUGGACAGCGACCUCUUCAUCACCGCCCUCCUCCUCCACUUCAGUGAUGACCUCACAGAGGGAUGACCUCUGACAUCAUGAGAGCCCAGUAGACAGGUGUGACAUCACAACACCAGUGUCACCUGACAGGAAAAUGAACUGCAGCUGUGAGAAAAGUAAAUAAAUAAAAAUUAAGGGAGCUUCUGUAUUUUGGAUACUGAUUGAUUAUCAUAUCAUGUUAUUCUACAGUUGUGUUUCCGAAAUACAUAUAUGUAAAUGUAUAUCUAUACACACACAUAUGUAUGUGCGUGUCGAUCUAUAUAAAAACAAACACACAUUCAUAUAUGAAUAAAUAAAUACACACAAAACAUAUGUAUUAUAUCAGUGGAUAUUUGUGUGGGUUUUGUUAAUAUCAAUGUUGACUUGUGUUGUGACCGUGUUGGGCUCAUCCAGUUUCCAUUAGAUCAACGCCUUGUGGGCGGAGCUCUGGAGCAGCAGCGGUCACUUUGUAUCAAAAGUUUAAUUUGAGUUUGUGAACUUCUGUGUUCUCAGACAACACAAAGAUUCUCACGAUGGUUAAAAUUGAUGAAGUUUCAGUAUCACCAUAAACAGGAAGUGUUGAUAAAUACCACAGUGGUACAACACUACUCUGCCAGUCAGGCAGUGGGAACCAUUGGGGUAUUUGACUCUGAUUACUCCAGCCAAACAUAUGUUGGUGAUAUAUAUUUUUUUCUAAUAUAAUAUAGACUAUAGUUCUGAGAGGUUGAUAUAAACCUAAAGAGUCCUCAAAUGGUUAAAUUGAGGAAGUCAGUUUUAGCGUCAUAUAAAACAGCAAACUCAUAGCAAACUAAAGAUGCAGAACAAGGAAAGCUGUGAACUUUUAGUGAAGUGAGGACUGGACGGUUUCAUAUUAAAAUAGAGAAGAAGACAAGUCCUCAGAAAACAACCAGAUUCUUCUUCAUCCAACUUCAACAGAGACAGAGACGAUGACACGUCAACUGCGCAUGAAGGAACAAGACGAGAGCGUCCAAUGGAUUGACGUACCUCAGUCUGUCCCUGUCCCUGUCUCAGGUGUCUACAGGUUUACACGUUUGAUGGUUCCUGCUCUGGCAGUGACAGUCUUCCUGAUUCUGAUCAUAAACCUGGGAGUUAGCUGUGAGCACUCACACAUUAAUUAAGUGCAUGAAUUAAAUGAUCAUGUACAUUUAGCAGGAAAUACAAGUAAGAUGCUUUAUGAAGUGUGUGUGUGUGUGUGUGUGGGGGUUUGUUUGUGUGUGUAUGUUUGUGUGUGUGUGUGCGUCAGUGUCGGAGGAGUUGAAGCAACUGUCGGUCAUUGACUCUUUGAGCAGUCUUACUUCGAACAAAUGUUCCCUCGAACAAAUCAUCAACAACAGCUCAGGGUUGGACGGUUGUUGUCCUCCUGAUUGGAAACUCUCUGGCUCGAGUUGU